Camellia sinensis is the source of this 2178-nucleotide messenger RNA. The record is from RefSeq and is a predicted model, not a curated record. NCBI's taxonomy places the organism in Eukaryota, Viridiplantae, Streptophyta, Magnoliopsida, Ericales, Theaceae.
CAGACAACAACUUGUUUUGGACCCUUCACUCUCUCUCUCUCUCUACACACCAUUUAUAUUCUAACCCAACGAUAGAUAUACAGAGAUAGAUAGAGAGAGAUUGAGAGAGCUUAUCUGGAUUUGGAGCAACAAUGGUUGCUGGGAAGGUAAAAAUGGCGAUGGGUUUCCAAAAAUCGCCUUCAAAUUCCAAACCAGAUUCAUCCCCAAAGCUCCCAUUGCCAUCGCCGAGCUCCGGCAAGGUUCCACAGAAAGGCGCCGUCUUCUCUCGCUCUUUCGGCGUCUACUUCCCCCGCUGCUCCUCCGCCCAGGUCCAGCCCCGCCCCCCCGACGUCACCGAGCUCCUCCACCUCGUCGAACAACUCCGCGAGAGAGAAUCUCUCUUGCAGACCCAACUCCUCGAACACAAACUCCUCAGAGAGUCCGUAUCGAUCCUACCAGUUCUCGAACAAGAGAUCGAUUCCAAGGACAAAGAGAUUGAGCGAAAUGCGAAGAAGAUCGAGUGUUUGGAGGCCGAGAACGAGAGCCUCAGGCAUGAUAUGGAGUUUCUUCACGCCAAAACAUUGGAAGAGAAGGAGGAAAACGAGAAGAAGGUGAAGGCAAUGGAGUCUGAGAUUGCAGCGUUGAAGAAAUCGGUAACGGAAUCGAACAAGUUUGAGAGCGAUGAGUUAUUGUUAUCGACUUCGCAGAGGUUUCAAGCACUGAUUGAUGUGUCUGUUAGGUCAAAUCUGAUGAAGAAUGUGAAGAAAGGAGUGAAAUCAUUCGAUUAUGGCGUGAAUCAUGAAAUCAAUAAUCACAAGAACAAUGAGGAGUUGAAGAGAGAUGAGAUUGUCGAAGUUGAUCGACCGAGACACUCUCGCUGUAACUCUGAAGAAAUCGCAGAGACUUCCGAGUCUUCCACAUUGAGAUCUCGAGCGCCUAGGGUUCCCAAACCUCCUCCUAGACGAUCUCCAUCGUUGUCUUCUUCUUCAUCAUCGUCUUCCGUCUGUUCAUUGAGUGUUGCGGCGGAGAGAGCGUUGACAGAGCACUCGGUUCAUCCACCACCGCCGCCGCCGCCGCCUCCGUCGAGGGUGGUUCCAGCCCCGCCGCCGCCGCCGCCUCCGCCGCCGUCGAAGGGGAUGAAGUGUGUGGCGGCGAAGGUGAGGAGAGUGCCGGAGGUGGUGGAGUUCUACCACUCGCUGAUGCGGAGGGACUCCCGGCGGGAGUCCGGUGGCGGAGCCACCGAGGCUUCGGCGGCGAACGCUCGCGACAUGAUCGGAGAAAUUGAGAACCGGUCCACUCACUUGCUCGCUAUUAAGACGGAUGUGGAGACACAGGGUGAUUUCAUUAGGUUUCUCAUCAAAGAAGUUGCGAAUGCUGCAUUCACAGACAUUGAAGAUGUUGUGCCAUUUGUUAAAUGGCUUGAUGAUGAGCUCUCUUACCUGGUUGAUGAAAGGGCUGUUCUAAAACAUUUUGAUUGGCCGGAGCAAAAGGCUGAUGCGUUGCGCGAAGCUGCAUUUGGGUAUUGUGAUCUGAAGAAGCUUGAAUCUGAGGCAUCAUCGUUUCGUGAUGAUCCACGCCAGCAUUGUGCUCCUGCUCUCAAGAAAAUGCAGGCCUUGUUUGAAAAAUUGGAGCACGGUGUUUAUAAUCUCUCACGAUUGAGAGAAUCGGCUACUAAGCGAUACAAUGCAUUUCAUAUUCCAACAGAUUGGAUGCUUGAUUCUGGAUAUGUGAGUCAGAUCAAGCUGGCAUCUGUGAAAUUAGCCAUGAAGCACAUGAAGAGAGUAUCAGCGGAACUUGAAAUAGUUGGUGGUGGUCCCGAAGAAGAAGAGUUGAUCGUUCAAGGUGUAAGGUUUGCCUUCCGAGUUCAUCAGUUUGCUGGUGGAUUUGAUGUGGAAACAAUGAAAGCGUUCCAAGAGUUGCGAGACAAAGCGAGAUUGUGCCAUAUACAGAGCCAAAACCAGCAACAACAGAAAUUCGUAUGCAGGUCCCCGGCUAACUGAUCUGUAGCGAACUCCGCUUCAGAAUUGCUGCCGGUUUUUGUUGUAUAUACAGAAACAUCGUGUAUGUGAAAUACAAUGGCAGCAGCCAUUACAACAUUCAAAUUUAUUCAUGAAUUAUAAAUUAGUUCAACAUGAUGAGAAUGACUAGUUUAUUUAUUUCUUGAGAAUGACUAAUUUAUUCAUUAUUAGUUAUUACGUA